Molecule: messenger RNA, 808 nt
Organism: Humulus lupulus (European hop)
Lineage: Eukaryota; Viridiplantae; Streptophyta; Magnoliopsida; Rosales; Cannabaceae
Exons: 1
Coding region: 130-675 (181 amino acids)
Source: RefSeq, a predicted model, not a curated record
UUUGCAAGAAAGAAUGAAGUUGCUUACACGUUUCAAUUUACUUCUUUAUUGAAAAUGGUAUCCAAGUAUGCUCAAAAUUCAUCCGAAGUUAUCCUGAUUCGUUCAAUUCUCAUUUGAAUAACAUGCCGUAUGAUUAUUUUACAAAAAAGAACACAGCAAAUGGAUGAAAAGGAAACCCAACCUCAUGGCAUAUGCAACAGACUUUUCAACUUCAUGAUGAAAAGUCUAGCUUUACAAGCCAUUAAGAGGGUCACUUUGGGCCAUCCAUCACCAUCUGAUGCUGCUACUCAUGAUAGAAAUGGCACUAAAAGCGACCAAAUAAUUGAAGAAACUUUAGGCAAAACCAGAGCUUCAAGGGCCAGGUUUAUGUUAGAGAACAACAAUACAAAAGACCCAGACCAGAAACUCAAAUCAAUUCAAGGUGAGCUGAAGAACAAGUUCGAGUCGAGCGCUGUGGAUGAGAUACCAGAAGAAGAAAGAGAAGCAGCACCUCAACAAAAAAAGGCCCCAAAGAAAAUGGUUAGUAUAAAUGACAGAGUCGAGGAUAUACACAAAAUUGUGAAGAAAAGAAUGAAGAGCAAAUCAUUUGAUAAGUAUAACUCGUUUGACAAUGGAGAAGAUGAUGAGGUAAAGCCUUUGAAGUCAAUUCUGAAGGUGGGCUCGCAGAGGUUCUAAAACUAAAACAGUUGAUAUAUUUACAAGUGAUCAUCCUGACCUUUCUUUUAUUUAUUUUUGUUCAAUCGUGUGUUAAAUGUUGCUCAUGGUUGAGCUACAUGUACAUAAAUUUAUGGUGACAAUAACUUGUGCA